UUUGUGUUGUUGCGGUUUCUUUUUCUUUCCCCUCGACCGCCCUUUUGACCUUUGCCAACGCCUCGUCGCACGUACGCAGGAAAGAGGGCGGGGCCUCCGAAGCUCCCGCCAGCGAUUCCCUCUCGGUCGUCAGUGUGGCCAUGGCGUCGGCGCCGCUCUUGGCGCUUCUCGUGACGGGUUUCGCGAUGGUGCCGACGCGCCAGCAGACCGAGGAAAGCUUCCCGGACCAAAGUGAAAUGGCGGGCAAGCAAAGCGAGCGUCUGCCGGAAAACGAGCCCAAGCGAGAGCGCGAGGAAAAUGUCGUCAGCGAAGAUGACGAAAAGUUUCAGGAAGCGGAGUACUGGGACCGGCGUCACGUGCUUUGUCAAGCGGAAGCCUUGGCCGUGAUGAGCGUCGCCGUUUGCGCUUCCGCUUUUGAGCAGGAGAUGGCGACGAUGGAGGCGGACGCGCGCUGCGUCGUCGACAACAUCAUCAGGCCGUACAACGAGUUGAGGGUGUGCCUGGAGAACCUGUCGCACUGGUACGGAUGCUUCUACCCCAACGGCGCCGUCCACGCCGCCUUCCUCCGCGUCCACUCCGCCUUCUUCAGCCGCUGCGACGAGCGGGACCGAGAGCGCCACCCGGAGGACGCGCCCGCGGGGGCGGUGGCCGUCCUCACUCUGGCGCCCGUCGCCCUCAUCCCGCCGCUGGUCUACGCCGUCGUACGCCAAUAAAGGCAAAAAAAUGUCGGCAAUAAAA
Molecule: messenger RNA, 738 nt
Organism: Syngnathoides biaculeatus (alligator pipefish)
Lineage: Eukaryota; Metazoa; Chordata; Actinopteri; Syngnathiformes; Syngnathidae
Product: receptor activity-modifying protein 1-like
Exons: 5
Coding region: 141-713 (190 amino acids)
Biological process (GO): cellular response to hormone stimulus; receptor internalization; calcium ion transport
Cellular component (GO): membrane; signaling receptor complex; cell surface
Molecular function (GO): coreceptor activity
Source: RefSeq, a predicted model, not a curated record